Molecule: messenger RNA, 2043 nt
Organism: Gracilinanus agilis (Agile Gracile Mouse Opossum)
Lineage: Eukaryota; Metazoa; Chordata; Mammalia; Didelphimorphia; Didelphidae
Gene: SYTL5
Product: synaptotagmin like 5
Exons: 16
Coding region: 1-2043 (680 amino acids)
Biological process (GO): exocytosis; intracellular protein transport
Cellular component (GO): exocytic vesicle; plasma membrane
Molecular function (GO): small GTPase binding; phospholipid binding; neurexin family protein binding
Source: RefSeq, a predicted model, not a curated record
AUGUCUAAGAACACAGAGAUUAUCAAUCUAUCAUUUCUGUUGGAGCAUGAGAAGGAAAUGAUCCUGGGAGUGUUAAAGAGGGAUGAAUAUUUGAAGAAAGUUGAAGAUAAGAGAAUAAGGCAGCUAAGGAUUGUAACAGGCGAGUGGUUUUUUGAAGAACGGGCAAAACGCUUCAAACAAACCAACAUUCUUGGAACCGAUGUUGUCAGACAGUCCAUUCUAAGAAGGAGUCCAGCCGAAGGACGACAAAACCAAGAGCAAGCCCUCCAGGAUGCUCAGAAGUCAGAAGCUUCAGCUCAUUCAGGGCAGAAACCCAUAUUGGAUGGACCCAAAAGGAAAGGAUUUCUGCUUAGCAAGUUCAGAUCAGCAACUCGAGGGGAAAUCAUAACCCUGAAAACUGAGAGUGGAAGGAGCUACAGCUUAGACUUGAACUCUUCUCAUUUUCAUAAUACAAGGACAUCACCUGGUUCUGACAGGGGAAAUGCCUCACCAGACAUCAGUGAACAGGAGGCUACUCUUGGGAGCCUGAAAAACCAGAGCAAUGGCACCAUGCCUCGGAUGCAGAGGUCACCAGCCCCAAGUACUCGCAGUAUGAGCUCAGCUAGCAGCAGAGAUCAUGGUUUAGAAAAUGUCAUGGCUGUGACUGUCAGUGAAAGUAUCCCUGAAAGCUUAACAAAGAGGCAUCAGAGAAGGGCUUCAGGAACUCCUUCUAUAGCUGUCUCUGGGGUCUCUCUGUCUUCAGACAGAAGUCGGUCUGAGUUAGACCUGAGUGAGUCAUUUUCAGAAGUAGAGGAUACUGUCAGCAUUAGAAGCAAAUCUGUGCCGGGUGCUUUAGACAAGGAUUUGGACUUCUUGGAUGAAACUGAAGAAGAUAUUGAUGAUUUAAUGUCCUCUCGAUUCUCUCCAAAUGUCAACAGCUUAGCAAGUGGAUUAUCAACUAACUCUCAAACAGGCUCUGAUAAGAAAUGGACCUACUUAAAUGUUCCUGAUGUCGAUUCUGAUACUACCAGUCUUAACAGCAUGAUGAGUGUUUAUAGUGAAACAGGGGACUAUGGCAACGUGAAGGUCAGCGGCGAAAUCCUUCUGCACAUCAGCUACUGCUACAAAACUGGCGGGCUCCACAUUUUUGUAAAGAAUUGCAGAAAUCUAGCCAUAGCAGAUGAAAAGAAGCAAAGAACAGAUGCCUAUGUAAAGUCAUAUCUUCUUCCUGAUAAAUCUCGAAACAAUAAACGCAAGACCAAAAUCAAAACAGGCACCAAUCCAGAAUUUAAUGAAAUUUUAAAGUAUACCAUUAGCCACACCCAGCUAGAAACAAGAACACUUCAGCUUUCUGUAUGGCAUUAUGACCGAUUUGGGAGGAACAGUUUCCUUGGAGAGGUGGAAAUUCCUUUUGAUUCAUGGAACUUUGAAAAUCCAAGUGAUGAGUGGUUUGUGCUCCAGCCCAAGGUGGAGUUUGCACCAGAUGUUGGUCUUCAAUACAAAGGAGAGUUGACUGUAGUCUUACGCUACAUUCCCCCUGAAAAUAACCUAACAUUCCCACUAGGACAGCUUCAAGGAAAGAAGACCUUUAAAAAGGGAAAGAAGAAAGAGCCUUCUUUGCCCUCUGGGGGGCUAUUAGAAGUCUUGAUCAAAGAAGCCAAAAAUUUGACAGCAGUGAAGUCAGGAGGCACUUCUGACACUUUUGUGAAAGGGUAUCUACUUCCUGAUACCACCAAAGCCACCAAGCACAAAACCCCUGUUAUCAAGAAGAAUGUUAACCCCCAAUGGAAUCAUACUUUCUUGUUCAAUGGCCUGGAUCCUCAGGAUAUAAAGAAUGUUUGCCUAGAGCUUACAGUCUGGGACAAAGAGGCUCUCUCUAGUAAUAUAUUUCUUGGAGGUGUUCGAUUAAACUCUGGGAGUGGUGUAAGUCAUGGAAAGGAGGUAGACUGGAUGGAUUCUCAAGGUGAAGAACAGCACCUCUGGCAGAAGAUGGCAAACAGUCCUGGGGAUGCAGUCGAAGGGGUAUUGAUGCUGAGAUCUAGUAUGGGAAAACGGAGACCCUAA